AUGCUGAAGGAGCUCCAGUUCUUCCUGUCGGCCAUCCUGCUGCUUGCCUGUGUCUUCUUCUACCAGCUCAGCCUGAAGUCCAGCUGUCUCUUCUCUUGCCUUCCUCCCCAAAAGGCCCAGCAAGACCCGGAAGCCCUCCUGGGCCAUGGGCAUGGCAUUGUGUUCAUAGAGACCUCAGAGAGAAUGGAGCCAACGCCUCUGGUCUCUUGUGCUGUGGAAUCUGCUGCCAAGACUUACCCAGAGAAGCCCGUGGUGUUCUUCAUGAAGGGUCUCAACACCACCACACGGCUGCCCUCAAACUCCACUUACCCAGCCUUUUCCCUCCUCUCAGCCAUAGACAAUGUUUUCCUCUUCCCUUUGGAUAUGAAAAGGCUGUUUGAAGACACACCAUUGCGUUCAUGGUACACUCACAUCAACGCCAGUGUGGAGAGCAACUGGCUCCACGUCAGCUCAGAUGCGUCCCGCCUGGCCAUCAUCUGGAAAUAUGGCGGCAUCUACAUGGACACCGAUGUCAUCUCCAUCCGGCCCAUCCCUGAGGAGAACUUUCUGGCUGCACAGUCUUCUCAGUACUCUAGUAAUGGGGUGUUUGGAUUCCUGCCCCACCACCCCUUCCUGUGGGAGUGCAUGGAAAACUUUGUAGAACACUACAAUUCAGACAUUUGGGGCAACCAGGGUCCCAGUUUGAUGACAAGGAUGUUGAGACUGUGGUGCAAACUUAGAGACUUCCAGGAGGUGAGUGAUUUCAGGUGUUUGAACCUGUCCUUCCUACACCCUCAGAGAUUUUACCCCAUCUCCUAUCCAGAGUGGAGGCGCUACUAUGAAGUCUGGGACAAAGACCUGAGCUUCAAUGACUCCUACGCCCUGCAUCUGUGGAACUACAUGAACAACGAAGGAAGGACUGUGGUUAGAGGGAGCAACACGCUGGUGGAAAAUCUCUGCCGUAAGCACUGUCCCAGGACUUACAGGGACCUGAUUCAAAGCCCAGAGGGGUCAGUGACUGGGGAGGUGGGUCCAGGUAACAAAUAGAGCCCACACUGGCUCUAUGUUAUAGAACCGGUUCCUGGAGUGCCAGCGUGCAGCUCAUGUCCACGUUCCCCAGGGGUGGGGGGGUUUACCCACGUAUCGCUUAGGCUCAGCUUUCUCUGUCUAUAAUACAAAAAUCCCAAAGACCAUUGGUGUAUAAAAUAUAGAAGCUUAUUU
This is a messenger RNA of Herpailurus yagouaroundi (jaguarundi), 1200 nucleotides long. It is a transcript of the gene A4GNT, whose product is annotated as alpha-1,4-N-acetylglucosaminyltransferase. The coding region runs from base 1 to 1026 and encodes 341 amino acids. The transcript has 2 exons. Gene Ontology annotation, molecular function: acetylglucosaminyltransferase activity. Gene Ontology annotation, biological process: protein O-linked glycosylation. The record is from RefSeq and is a predicted model, not a curated record. NCBI's taxonomy places the organism in Eukaryota, Metazoa, Chordata, Mammalia, Carnivora, Felidae.